This is a messenger RNA of Acipenser ruthenus (sterlet), 10358 nucleotides long. RefSeq names its product piezo-type mechanosensitive ion channel component 2-like. Bases 694 to 9399 code for a protein of 2901 amino acids. Gene Ontology annotation, molecular function: mechanosensitive monoatomic ion channel activity; monoatomic cation channel activity. Gene Ontology annotation, biological process: regulation of membrane potential; cellular response to mechanical stimulus; detection of mechanical stimulus. The record is from RefSeq and is a predicted model, not a curated record. Lineage: Eukaryota; Metazoa; Chordata; Actinopteri; Acipenseriformes; Acipenseridae. Gene Ontology annotation, cellular component: plasma membrane. The transcript is spliced from 54 exons.
UUCAGACAGAGGUAGCAGCUGUGCGAGAGUCUGAGCCCGACAGCAAGAACUAACAACAAUCUUCAUUUAGCGCCGGGAUACAUCGAAACAGACUUAUUUUGAGCUCAUUGCAGAGCAUUAUUGCUGUUGUUCUGCACACUUUCAAUAAUGGAUUGGGGAGUACACAGAACAAUUGUGAAUGGAUAAUUCGGUGUCUUUUCUCCCUGCUUUUGUUGGGGAAAGUAUCAGGAAACCACAGCUUGCGAUUUGAUCCCUAAAUCAUAACUCAAACUGCCCAAAGCGAAUGAUUAAACAGGAGUUCUUUAAGAAUUAGUCUGUAAGAGAGAAAAGGGGGAGGCUCUGUUUGUAUCACUUUUGUGAAUAGAUACAUGUUUUAGUUUUUUUUUCUCUCCCUGGCAAACUUGAAAUGGGGGGUUCCAAAGUAGGCUAGUCAAACGUCGAAGCUGUCUGAACUUGUAAAGUGAAAGGUGAUAGUUCUGGACUUCUUCAUGGGCUACGCAUAAUAAACAUGUUAGCCAACUGAUGAACCCUUGUCAAAGGGUUAGAUAACACGACACAUGGCAAUGCUUAGCUCUUUGGAAACUGGACAGGGGUGGACCUAAAGCUUAUAUGGUUUGACCAACUGCAGAGAGAUAGCAAAUACUUUCUCUUGAAACCUAUUGUUGACCUUGUCAGAAGAUUAAUUCAUAAACAAUGGCGUCAGAAAUGGUGUGUGGAUUGAUCUUCAGAUUGCUUCUCCCAAUAUGUCUAGUUGCAGCAUGUCUCUUCCGGUACAAUGGGUUAUCGUUUGUCUACCUCAUCUACCUCUUGCUCAUUCCACUUUUUUCAGAACCAACAAAAGCAACAAUGCAGGGACAUACGGGCCGGUUAUUGAAAUCCUUGUGUUUUACAAGCCUAACCUUUCUGCUGCUUCACAUCAUCUUUCAAAUCACAAUUAAUAGCCUUCAAGCCGGAAACACCAUUAACCCUGACUUCAACUGUUCAACGUGGGAGAAAUCAUUUCGGCAAAUAGGUUUUGAGAGUGUAAGAGGAGCAGAUCCUGGAAAUGGUAUUAGGGUGUUCAUACCAGAUAUUGGGAUGUUUGUUGCAGGCCUGGCAACAUGGCUUCUGUGCCGAAGUCUGGUUCAGAAAACACCCACUGAAGACAUGGCACAGUACAACACAGAUUUUGAAAAUGAUGAACAGGAUGAGGAGAGGCUUGAGAUGGAGGACGAGGUGAUGUUCGAUGAGGAUUGUGAACUGGAAGAUGAAUGUGAAAUGGAAGAGGAGAAGCUGGAAGAAGGAGAAGAGGAGGAGGAGGAGGAGGAGGAGGAAGAAAGCACAAAACUUAAAAUACUGCGCAGAGUCACAGGAGUAGCAUCAAAAUUAAAAGAAGUUAUUGGCAAUAUUAUAACUACCGCUGGAAAAGUUGUCGUAACAAUACUACUUGGUUUGACAGGUAUUAUGUUACCAUCUCUGACCUCAGCUGUAUAUUUCUUUACAUUUUUGGGGUUGUGUACUUGGUGGUCCUUUUGUCGAACGUUUGAUCCGCUGAUAUUCAGCUGUCUGUGUGUAUUAAUGGCCAUAUUCAGUGCAGGGCACUUGAUUGGGCUUUAUUUGUACCAGUUUCAGUUCUUCCAGGAGUUUGUUCCACCAAAAGACUUCUAUGCAAGAUUGUUUGGUGUGACACCUGUAAUUCAAACCAACUGCUCAGCUACAUGGAUGAUAAUAUCUCACCCAAAUUUGCUGUGGUUUCACUAUGUAAAUCCUGUCAUGCUUUUGGUGCUGUACUACACUCUCGCCACCCUCAUUCGACUGUGGCUUCAGGAGCCAAUUGAACCGAUGGACAUUGAUGAAGAAGAGAAUCUGGAACUGGAAGAAGAGAAUCUGGAACUGGAAGAAGAGAAAGAUCAAGCCAGCAAUGAGAUUGUGUUGACAGCAGAAAAGAGACGAAGAAUGUGGCAAACGGCACACUACGCAACUGAGGAGAGAAAACUUCUUUCUAUGACCCAGGAUGAUUACAACACUUCUGAUGUACUGUUGGUUAAAGUGAAUGGAACCCCUGUUGAUUAUCACAGCAUAAACUCAACCUUAGCCAUUGAGGACGGCCCAACCAAACUCGAUGUGUACUCCACGCCCCAGUAUAAGGUCAACAGAGCAGAUGACACAUCAGAGAAAAAAGAAGAGGGUGAUUAUGAGGUUGAUGAAGAUAAUAAAGAAGAGGAUGAACCAUCAGAAGAUGAAGAAAACCCCAAAGUCCACGCUGUGGUUACAGUAUUUAGAUUUAUUAUGAAGCAAAGCUACAUCUGUGCUCUGAUAGCUAUGAUGGCAUGGAGCAUCACCUAUCACAGUUGGCUCACCUUUGUUCUGCUGAUCUGGUCUUGCACACUUUGGAUGGUCCGCAACAGAAGGAAAUAUGCCAUGCUUACUUCUCCAUUCAUGGUGUUCUAUGGAAACCUGUUGUUGAGUCUUCAGUAUAUUUGGAGCAUUGAUGUUGACGAGAUUCCGAAAGUUUCAGGAAUUUUAGUGAGGAAAGAAGAACCGUUUGCGGAACUGGGAUCGAAAAUUCUUUGUGCUUUAACAUUCUGGUUGCUGCUCCGGCAACACUUGAUGGAGAGAAAGGAGAAGUUAGAAGAUGAAGGGAAUGCUGCUCUCUCUGCCAUCAGGGUGGAAAAAGAGGAAAAGGAGGAGGAGGAGGAAGAGAAAGAAAUCAUGCACGUUCUGGGUAACCUGGUUAAAGCGAUGUUUAUCAAGUAUUGGAUCUAUGUCUGCGGAGGCAUGUUCUUCUUCGUCAGCUUUGAAGGAAAAAUAGUCAUGUAUAAAAUUAUCUACAUGAUGCUAUUCCUAUUUUGUGUAGCACUGUAUCAGGUACACUACGACUGGUGGAGAAGAAUUUUAAAAUAUUUUUGGAUGUCUGUUGUCGUUUACACCAUGUUCGUCCUUAUCCUUGUCUACACCUAUCAGUUUGAGUCCUCCCCAAGAGUGUGGUCGAACAUGACGGGGAUGGAUGAAGAAAAGCUGAAGGAUCUGGGGCUGGAGCAGUUUGGUGUUGCGGAGCUCUUCACUAGGAUAUUCAUCCCAACUUCUUUCUUGCUUGUGUGCAUUCUGCACCUGCACUAUUUCCACGACCACUUUCUCGAGCUCACAGACCUGAAGACAUUGGCUGCCAAGCAGGACAGUACCAUUUACAGGCUGGUGCAUCAGGACGGUAGUUUGGUUGACAUCACCAUGAUGAAUAUGACCACCAGUAUUGCUAAGGAAGACGUGGAGGAGAAGAAGAGUCAGGUGGAAAUAGAUGAAAAAGGAGAAGGGAAAGAACCAGAGGAUAGUGGGGAUAAAGGAGGGAGCAGACACUGCAGAGAAGGAGACCAACCCAGCGGAGCUGAGACCCAAACAGAGGAAACACCGGAUUCCAAGAAUAAAUGGCAUCUGGUCAUAGACCGCCUGACAGUGCUUUUCUUGAGGUUUCUCGAGUAUUUUCACAAACUGCAGUUGUUUGUCUGGUGGCUUUUUGAAUUACACAUCAUCAAAGUAGUGUCAUCCUACAUCAUCUGGGUCACAGUCAAAGAGGUUUCCUUCUUCAAUUACGUAUUUUUGAUAUGCUGGGCUUUUGCUCUUCCAUAUAGCCAGUUCCGCCCACUAGCGUCAAGCAUCUGUACUAUAUGGACCUGUGUUAUAAUUGUCUGCAAAAUGUUGUACCAACUGUCAUCUAUAGAUGAAGGAAGCUACUCUGUAAACUGUACAAUGUCAUUGAAUUGGACUGAAGAGAAGAAAAAAGACAUGAUGAUGUCCGUUCUUUAUAAUAAAUCUAUUGACCCUUCCAACUGGGUCGGAUUAAAGAAGUCAUCUCCUCUCUUGGAAUACCUUAGGAACAACCUUUUGAUGCUGGCAAUCUUGGCCUUUGAAAUAACAAUUUACCGCCACCAGGAAUAUUAUAGAUUGAAAAACAAUCUCACAACACCUGCGACUAAAACCAUCUUUCAUGAUAUUACAAGACAUCACUUGGAUGAUGGAAUUGUGAACUGUGCCAAGUAUUUCAUAAACUACUUCUUCUACAAGUUUGGUUUGGAGACAUGCUUCCUUAUGGCAAUUAAUGUGAUAGGCCAGAGAAUGGAUUUCUAUGCAAUGCUCCAUGCCUUCUGUUUAGUCGCUGUAAUGUAUCGACGCAGGAGAAAAGCCAUUGCAGAAAUCUGGCCAAAGUACUGCUGCUUUCUGGCUUGCAUCUUGACAUUCCAGUACUUCAUUUGUAUUGGUAUUCCACCUGCAGCUUGUAAAGACUAUCCGUGGAGAUUUCAGGGUUCUGGUAUGGACUCCAAUGUUAUAAAAUGGCUGUACUUCCCUGAUUUCCACACAAGCCCUAAUUCAGUCUUUCUCGCCUAUGACUUUAUGCUUCUCCUCUGUGCAUCCCUGCAAAGAGAAGUGUUUGAAGAUGAGAACAAAGCAGCGGUGCGGAUCAUGGCUGGGGACAACGUGGAAAUAUGUAGGGAUCUGGACGCAGCUUCCUUCAGCCAGCACAACCCAGUGCCUGACUUCAUUCACUGCAGAUCUUACCUGGACAUGCUGAAGGUGGCGAUGUUCAGUUAUCUCUUUUGGUUUGUGCUCACCAUCAUCUUCAUCACAGGAACAACUCGGAUCAGCAUAUUCUGCAUGGGCUACCUAGUGGCCUGCUUCUACUUCCUGCUGUUUGGUGGGGGUCUCUUACUGAAACCCAUCAAAGUCAUCCUGCAUUUCUGGGACUUCCUCAUCGCCUACAACGUGUUUGUGAUCACCAUGAAGAAUGUCCUGUCUAUAGCAGCCUGUGGCUACAUUGGCCCUUUGGUCAAAAACUGUUGUUGGUUAAUCCAAAUAUUGAGUCUGGCCUGCACUAUUAAAGAAUAUAAACCCCCUGAGAAGACUGAAAACUGUGACUUUCCCAGUGAUGAAGCUGGCAUCAUUUGGGAUAGCAUUUGCUUUGCCUUCUUGUUGCUUCAGAGAAGAGUCUUCAUGAGCUACUACUUCUUGCAUGUAGUCGCAGACAUUAGAGCCUCCCAGAUCUUAGCCUCGAGAGGAGCAGAACUUUUUCAGGCCACUAUUGUGAAAGCUGUGAAAGCCAGGAUUGAAGAGGAGAACAAAUCCAUGGACCAGCUCAAGAGACAAAUGGAUCGUAUCAAAACCCGACAACAGAAGUUCAAGAAGGGCAAGGAGAGGAUGUUGAGCUUGGCCCAGGAGUCAGGAGAGGGGGCGACCCUGAUUCAGAAUCAGGAAGUGGAGGAUGAUGAAGGAGAAGCAGACAAAGAAAAAGCCAAGGGCAAAAAAAAGCAGUGGUGGCGGCCUUGGGUUGACCAUGCGUCCAUGGUGCGGAGUGGGGAUUAUUACUUGUUUGAGACGGACAGUGAGGAGGAAGAAGAGGAGGAGAAAAAGGAUGAUGAAGAGCCCACCAAGAAAUCUGCGUUCCAGAGAGCCAUUGGAAAAUUUGCUUCAGCUAUUUUGGCCUUGCCAAAAUCUAUUAUUAAACUGCCAAAAACUAUUCUUCAGUAUGUACUCAGGGCAGCAAAGUUUGUUUACCAAGCCUUGAUGACAGAUUCCAAAACAUCCCUCAAGGAACAGAGCAAAGAGACAAUGAGGUUUUGGAAGAGGUACGCUAGUAAAGGCAACAAGAAAAAAGAUGACAAAGAAGCUUAUAUUGCCAUUGAGUGUGGAGAGCAGGAGGAGGAACCAGGAACCUCAGGAGAAGGAAAGAAAUCUAAUGGACCAGAUAACAUCAUAAAGAGGGUUUUUAAUGUUGUGAAGUUCACCUGGGUCCUAUUUUUGACACUGCUGGAUAGCUUUACAGAAUGGCUGAACUCCAUUUCCAAGGAGCAUAUCGAUAUCUCCACUGUGCUCAGGAUAGAACGAUGUAUGCUGAUCAGAGAAAUCAAAAAGGGAAAUGUUCCAUCUCGAGAGGACAUCCAUAUUUAUUACCAGAACCAGAUGCGGUUGAAUCUUUCCAGGGAGUCUGGGCUGGACCAGCUUGAUGUCGACCUCUCUACAUGUUCUCACAAUGCAGACCGGAAACGCGGGGCUCGCAGAAUGCACAGCUUAGACUCUGCAGCCUCUCGUGACAGCUUAUCCAGUGUCUACACUGAAGCCACCAUGCUGUUUUCGUGGCAGUCUACCGUAGACGAUUUAGACAGACCCCCAGAACAUGUUCCUAAAACAAGUGAGCGCGCUCGACUUAAGCUUCGCAAAAUGUACAGCAUGGAGAUGUCCUCCUCAUCAGCUGACAGUGGCAGCAUUGUAUCAAGUGAACCAACACAGUGCACCACACUGUUCUCCCGUGAGGGUACCACUGACACUAUUGAAGAAGUGGAGGAUGAAGAGGAUGAGGGCGGCCUCACCAGUGUUUUAUUUCAGACAGACCUGGGAGUGCCUUUGGGGGAAGGGGGUCCAGGAUACCCUGAUGAGGAACCAGGAUAUAAAGUAGAGGUCAAUGCAAACCAUGCCGAGGAUCAGGAAUGUCACACUGAACAAUGUGAUUUAGGGGAUCAAGUACAUGGGGCAGGAGAUCAGGAAUUAAAUGUAGGAGGUCACCAAUAUGGUGCUGAAGAUCACGUGUUCCCAGCUGAAUGUGUGAUCCAGCUGUACACCCCUGACACCGAUGGGCCCGCCACCUACCCCACAGACAUUGAUGGAGACGUGCCGCCUUCUUACAGCAAAGCCGCCAGCUUCGACAGAAUGUCUGUCAGCUCUAACGAGGACUCUGUCGACAAGCCGUUAAUGGCCAUGACAACAGACGACAGCAGGACGGAAAAUUUAGAUGACAUCAUAUUGCCUUCCCUUACCCACGAGCUGACUGCCAGCGAGCUGCUGCUGAACAAGAUGUUUUAUGAUGACGAGUUGGAAGGCUCUGAUAGGUUCUACAAACAGCAGCCUCAGAUAUUACAGCUUUGCUAUGCCCUCUACAACACGCUGGUAGCGCGCUCUGAAAUGGUGUGUUACUUUGUCAUCAUUCUGAAUCACAUGAUUUCUGCCUCCAUGGUAACCCUGGUGCUCCCCAUCCUCAUCUUCCUGUGGGCCAUGCUUUCAGUUCCCAGGCCCAGCAAGCGUUUCUGGAUGACGGCUAUUGUCUACACUGAGGUAGCGAUUGUGAUAAAAUACUUUUUCCAGUUUGGUUUCUUCCCCUUCAAUCAGAACUUAGGGGUCAACAAGAACAAGCCCUAUCACCCACCCAAUAUAAUAGGAAUUGAGAAGAAGGAAGGCUAUGUGCUCUAUGACCUGCUUCAGCUCUUGACUCUCUUCUUUCACAGAUCCAUUUUAAAGGGCCACGGCUUAUGGGAUGAAGAUGACUUUAGAGGCACAGAGAAUGCUACUCACAGGGAUGAGUCGGAAGACAAGAAGUGCAUGUCCACUGAAAGAAGGGGAUCUGCCGGGUCUCUGAAAUCCGUAAACCUGGCAGUAUCCUUGGAGUCGGUCCAUGUUCACUUCCCAGAAAAGCAGACCCCCAUCAGGAGAAAGAGCUCCAAUGGCGGAUCCCAGAUCUCACACAGGUCGAACCAUUCCUCCAACAGGUCCAAAAGAGGAAGCACAAGUACCAGAAACAGCAGCAGGAAAGGUAGCAGUGUGAUAAGUGUCCAGCAAAAGACUCGAAAGGAGCUGUCAAUUGAAAAAUUGAAGGAACAGCUCAUCAAGGCCAAGGCAUUUACUAUUAAAAAAACACUUGAAAUCUACAUGCCCAUUAAGCAGUUUUUCUACAAUCUGAUCCACCCGGAGUACAGCGCAGUGACCGACGUCUAUGUGCUGAUGUUCCUGGCCGACACUGUUGACUUCAUCAUAAUUGUAUUCGGAUUUUGGGCAUUUGGGAAACAUUCAGCUGCUGCGGAUAUCACUUCCUCUCUGUCUGAGGAUCAGGUUCCAGAGGCUUUCCUGGUCAUGGUGUUGAUUCAGUUUGGAACCAUGGUGGUGGACCGAGCCCUCUACCUGAAGAAGACUGUCAUGGGCAAAGUCAUUUUUCAGGUCAUCCUUGUGUUCGGCAUACACUUCUGGAUGUUCUUCAUCUUGCCAGGUGUAACUGAGAGGCGAUUCAGUCAGAAUACUGUUGCCCAGCUCUGGUAUUUUGUAAAAUGCAUCUACUUUGGAUUAUCGGCCUAUCAGAUCCGUUGCGGAUACCCAACACGUGUCCUCGGUAACUUCUUAACAAAAAGCUACAACUACGUCAACCUCUUUUUAUUCCAGGGAUUCCGCCUGGUACCCUUCUUGACUGAACUCAGAGCUGUGAUGGACUGGGUGUGGACAGAAACAACUCUCAGUCUGUCCAGCUGGAUCUGUGUAGAAGAUAUCUAUGCUCACAUUUUUGUACUAAAAUGCUGGAGAGAGUCGGAAAAGCGAUACCCCCAACCUCGAGGACAGAAGAAGAAGAAGGUGGUAAAGUACGGGAUGGGAGGCAUGAUCAUUGCGCUGCUGAUCUGCAUUGUAUGGUUCCCCCUGCUUUUCAUGUCUCUCGUCAAAUCUGUGGCUGGUGUUGUCAAUAAACCAUUGGACGUCUCCAUUAAAAUAACCCUUGCAGGUUACCAGCCCAUCUUCACAAUGAGUGCCCAGCAAACUCAAUUAAAAGAUCUAUCUGACAGUGAUUUUAAAACGUUUACAAAGAGAUACAAAAUAAAUGACGAUGCAUUGCAGUUUUUGGAAGCCUACACCCAUGAGGACGUCACAAUUGCAGAACUGGAAGGGAGUUCUAAUUCUCUCUGGACCAUCAGCCCUCCUAGUCGUAAAAGACUGAUAGCAGACCUGAAAAAAAAAGAUUCAGAUUUCUCUCUUUCUAUUUCGUGGACCAUUCAAAGGAAUCCCAGUCUUGGGGCUAAAGCCGAAGUGGCACUUGAUAAGCAUAUAAUUAAUCAUCUAGAUCAAAAAAUUAAAGUCGGUCUUAUAAAUCUAUUGACUGGAGUAGAAAAUGCGCCCCCUGUCACUAUAAGUAAUGCUUUCCCAUGUUAUAUUCGAGCGCCCAGUGAUUCCAAUGCAAAACCUAUUAAGCAGCUUUAUACAGAUGGCAAUUACCAAAACAUCUACCUAAGACUCGAGAGAAACAUAUACAGUAUCAAUCAGACUCAGGAGUGGUGGAUUGUGCAUGACGAAGAAAAUAAAAAAGGCCUGAAACUGUAUGUUUUUAGUGAUCAAGUCAGCCCACCAAGUUUAGGUUUCCUUGCUGGAUAUGGAAUCAUGGGUCUCUAUGCCUCUGUCGUGCUGGUGAUCGGAAAGUUUGUGCGUGAGUUCUUCAGCGGGAUCUCCCACUCAAUCAUGUUUGAAGAACUGCCCAACGUGGACCGUAUCCUCAAGCUUUGCACAGACAUCUUCCUAGUUCGUGAGACUGGGGAGCUCGAGCUAGAGGAGGACAUGUACUCCAAACUCAUCUUCCUCUACAGAUCUCCGGAGACCAUGAUCAAAUGGACACGGGAGAAGACUAAAUGAGCACAGCCUGCAGGUUUAGCAGAGCACGAAUAUGGAAAACAAAGCACAAUAUUCUGAGAAUAGCUAACAUGUUUCUGAAAGUAAUGGAUGCUGCUAAGUUUUUUUUCCCCUGCCGGUGCCAUGGAAUCUACACUUUAGGAUCCCCACUGCCUUUAAUUUUUGCCCUGUACGCAAAUGAAGACCACACAUUUUUUUUUUUUUUUUUUUUUUUUUUACUACUGUCAAUAUAUUAACUGAAUUCUCAUCUUAUUGUUAGGAUACUGUCAAGGCUUUUAGUGUAAUGUCAUCCAUACAUCUUUUACUGCUUUCUUAUACUUCUUUCGGAUUGGAGUAGAUAAAACUUGAGCUGUGCAAUACGCUGUACCAAAUGGCUCACUGUGAAGUUAGAAGAAUACAACACUUCUCAUGAUUCAGUAUUCAAAACCAAGGGUCAGCGGUAUGUGGAGAAACACUACCAGCUUUUUAAAACAAAAAGACAAACUCACAAGCAGUGGUUCUGUGGGAGAUAUUCAUAAGACAAGGCUUCUGUACAAGUUAUAUGACAAUCUCUGAUCUGCCUUAUUUUAUUUGUACAAUCAACUGAAAAACAUAUAUUAACCAUAAAGGACCAUUCUCAGGAACAAAAAUAAAUAAAUAAGCAUCUCACGUGGGGAGUAAUCCCCUGCCUUGUACAUGAAGAUUGUUAAGUAAAUAUCAUCUCUCUUAGAUUACACUUGAACCAAAGGAGACCAUCCUGUAGUUCCAUGUCUAAAAAAAAACUCUUCACAGGAUAUGAGUAACCAACAACACUAAAAAGAAACACCUUGCUGCAUCCCUUUGUUGCAGAGGCUUCCUGCAGUCCAAACUAUGCAUUAGAGAACAUUGUAGCAUGUAACAAAAAUUAUGAUCGCUGUUUAAUUUUCAUUCCAUGUACAUACAUUUUUGGAAAAAAAAAAAUGAAAUAAAAAAAUAAAACAUUU